AUGGAAGAGUCAUGGGAAAAUUUUAAUCUUCACAUGGAAUUGGAUUAUAACUGCGACACCAUUAACAUUGACGACGGUGAUGACUUUCUUAGAGAGAUUCUGUUAGAAACACCACAAACUGGUGAAAAUGAUUCUGUUAACUGCGAUGUUGAGGUUGUUAAUAACAUGAUAAAAAGUGACUGUUCAGAUUCUGUAGUAUCUGAACAACAAGAAGAACAUGGACAAUCAAAAAAUGUUGGUGGACCAUGUUGUUUACCAAAGACAUUCAUCUUGUCGUUUGAUAACUCAACUGUGAUACCUGCUGCUACGCCUCAACCUUGUGUCAAUUCUGAAGCUAAACGUGAUUCGAAGAAUAAACGGAGCCGUGAAAGUAAUGAAAAGAUGAAAAGAAAUGAAGAAAAAGUAGUGAAGAAAAGUAGAAGCAGAUUUCAGUGUGCUGAUCAUAUAAUCGCAGAGAGAAAACGGAGACAGGAAUUGACGGAGAGAUUCAUCGCGCUUUCGGCCACCAUUCCUGGUUUGAGCAAGACAGAUAAAGCUUCAAUACUUCGAGCAGCAAUUGAUUAUGUGAAAAAUCUUCAAGAACGUGUUCAUGAGCUAGAGAAACAAAACAACAACAUUGGUGUCACAUCAAUGAUGGUCCUCAACAAUUCUGAUGAAACAAGUACUGAUGAUGAUUAUGAUUGCAACAAAAAUACUACACCAGAGAUUGAAGCAAGAGUUAUGGGAAAGGAAGUGCUUAUUGAAAUUCAUUGUGAGAAACAAAUCGGAAUUGAGCUUAAAGUACUAAAACACGUUGAAAAUCUUGAGCUUUUUGUUACUGGUAGCAGUGUGUUGCCAUUUGGGAAAUCAGAUAUUUCCAUUACUAUUAUUGCUCGGAUGGGCGGUGGAUACAAAGUGAGAGUGGAUGAUCUUGUGAAAAGCCUUAGGCGAGUGAUUUUGAAAUCUGAGAUGGGAUGUGAAAGUGAUCUGUUCUAG
Messenger RNA from Lathyrus sativus (Indian pea), 975 nucleotides. The record is from the annotation of a GenBank genome assembly. Lineage: Eukaryota; Viridiplantae; Streptophyta; Magnoliopsida; Fabales; Fabaceae.